Messenger RNA from Lytechinus pictus (painted urchin), 2783 nucleotides. RefSeq names its product ficolin-2-like. The transcript is spliced from 4 exons. The record is from RefSeq and is a predicted model, not a curated record. NCBI's taxonomy places the organism in Eukaryota, Metazoa, Echinodermata, Echinoidea, Temnopleuroida, Toxopneustidae. The coding region runs from base 248 to 1288 and encodes 346 amino acids.
AGAGAAACGGGGAUAAAAAGUAAACUAGUCGGCUUUCAACAGCUCAUAGCCCUAUUUACUCUCAGCCUCUCCCAGCUCAGGCUCAACCAAGCGGCUGGAUCUUACUGGAUUUCAGAUUUUACACAUCAAAAUACGAAGCUCACACUACUCUCAUCGCGGUGAUCAUUUUUUUUUACAAGUUUAGGACUGAAGUCAUUCAAGCAAACAAAAAAUACCUCAGUGACACUUUAACCCAUUUUAAAUCAAGAUGGAGCUCAAGGUUGUCAUAUUUUUUCUGUGUUUGGUGAUGGUUCAUGGGCAAUGGAGACAGGGACCACAGCAAGGCAACCCACAGCAAGGCAACCCACAACAAGGAGGGAGGGGUCUGUGGCCGCAGCAAGGCAACCCACAACAAGGUGGGAGGGGUCAGUGGCCGCAGCAAGGCAACCCUCAACAAGGUGGGAGGGGUCAGUGGCCGCAGCAGGGCAACCCACAACAAGGUGGGAGGGGUCAGUUUGGCCCUCAGAGACCGGUGCCCCCAGGGAGGGGCCCAUUCGGCCCGGUAGACCCUCGGUUCCAACCAGUCCAACCAAGCAGCACCUGUUGCGACAGAAACCUGUACGGUGGAAACACGGGGACAACCCCACUCCCGAUGCCCAAACAUUGCAUGGAUAUCCGAGAAUUCGGCGGCGUUCGUGAUGGGGUGUAUACGAUUUACGUUUCUUCCGUCAACGAGUGUGGAAAGAAGGAUGUUUACUGCGAUCAAACACGAAACGGCGGUGGAUGGACGGUAAUUCAGCGGCGAAUCGAUGGCCGCCUCAACUUCGUCCGAAACUGGGAGGAAUACAAACACGGUUUCGGCUUUCUCGAGGGCGAGUUCUGGCUCGGCAACGAAUGGAUCCACAAGAUUGCCAUGCAGGGACCGCACGAACUACGGGUCGAUCUCGGCGACUUCCAGAUGCAGGAGAGAUUCGCAAGAUACAAGGUGUUUUCGGUUAGCGAUGAAAUGGGCAACUAUACGCUGAGGGUAGAGAGAUACGACCCCCAGUCAAAUGCAGGUGACGCCCUGACCGGCCACAACAACGUUCCUUUCUCCACCAUAGACCGUGACAACGACCGAUGGAGCGGCAACUGCGCCCGGCAAUACACUGGGGCGUGGUGGUAUACAAGCUGCCACAACAGCAACCUCAACGGUGCCUACCUGAGGGGCCCCAACCGGCAGUACGCCCGCGGGGUCGUCUGGAAUCAAUGGCGAGGAUACAGUUACUCGCUCAGGUUCACUGAGAUGAAAAUACGACCGCUCUUUUGAGGACUCCAUAGCUUGAUUUGGAUUCAUAUUAGACUGCUUAAUAGUAUUUCGAUCUUCAUAAAAAAAUAACAUUUGUCCAACAUUUUUUUUUCUUAUCAUUGAUGGUCAACAAACAUUGUUUGUUUGAAAUGAAUACGAUAUUUCAGAGUGAAAAAAAAAGGUUUUGUCAAUUUAAGUUUUGGAUAGAGCCGUUGGCCUUUAGACAUGAUGGGGACAUGAUGAUAUGAUCGAGAUCAUGAUUACGACAGUGUUGAAAAUUCAGCCACUAUACUCUCUUAAUUUAAAGUUAGGUUAAGAAUGAAAUGAAAUGAAAUGUAUUUCGUGUAUGGCGGCUUAAACCACGAAAUGUUCAUAGAAAAGUUAGAAGUGACCAAAGUUGAAAGUGAAACCAAAAUGAAAUCAAUGCGGACCGAUCAUUUUACAUAGUUUACUGUACAUGGAGCUGCAUUUUUCAGUCUUUUUCAAACAAGGGCAUUGUGUAAAUAAUCGUUCUUAUAAAGUUUGUCAUUGCAAUAUAUUGAUUGUAUAAUCUUGUAUAGAACCAUGUACAUAACAUAGCCAAAUAGAUUGAGCUGUGCAUUCGUACUGACCCCUUCUGGAAGUGACGAUGAAAAUAAAUAUGCCCCCUUUUGAUGAGGGCCCUUUAAUUUGCUGAUCAAACUAUUCCCAUUUAAAAUGGAUCAAUUUUCUGUGCCCUACCACCGCUCCCAUUAAAAUCCUAGAUCCGCCCCUGAAAAUACUUUGGGGUCUAUUCAUCUUUUUUUUUUUAACUGACUACUGUGAACUAGGAUAUGCCUAUGUGAAUUAUUCACUAGAGGUUGUUUAGGGGUUGGUGUUGUAAGUUUUGUUUUAUAGAUAAACAUGUUCCUAAUGACGAAACUAAAUUACUUGCAUCACAAUCAGUCAUUAUUACUUUCUGCACUGUCAGUUAAACAAUUAUAUUUCAAGCUGUAAUUACUUACAAUACGAGACAAUUUCUUGUCAGUGAUCCUUAUCCCAUGUUGAGGUAACUUUGUUUUUACACUGUAAAAGGAAAUUUAAUUAUUUAUUCUAGGAGCGAUAUAAGUAGAUCAUAUAUCCAAUUAAAUUUUUAGAACUUAAAGAAAAUGUCGACAUCCUAAUUGUCAAAACGUCCUAAAAAUCUGUACUUUCCCUUUUAUGCUUUCAUCAGUUCAUUAUCAUAAUUCCCAUAAGCAAUUAAUUUUGACUCAUAAUGUACCAUUUUUUUCGAUAAAGAAUAUGAAGUGUGCCAUGAUUUUCAAAUAAGAUUUUAUGUGCAAUACUUGAAUGUAAAUAUUCCGUCAGUUUAGGGAAGUUGUAUAUUAUCUUCAUAUAUUGACAUAUAUAUUACCAUUAUUAUAUAGAUGAAUUAUAAACUUUAUCACUUUCUAAAUAGCUUUAAGAUUGUUUUAGAAGGGUUUUGUUUUCUUGUCACGGGUGAUGUAAAUAUCGUGUGUCAAUUUUCGUCUGAAUGGAUCAUUAAAAGAAAUUGUUU